Talaromyces rugulosus is the source of this 1437-nucleotide messenger RNA. RefSeq lists its product as uncharacterized. NCBI's taxonomy places the organism in Eukaryota, Fungi, Ascomycota, Eurotiomycetes, Eurotiales, Trichocomaceae. The transcript is spliced from 3 exons. The record is from RefSeq and is a predicted model, not a curated record. Gene Ontology annotation, biological process: regulation of DNA-templated transcription. Bases 1 to 1437 code for a protein of 478 amino acids. Gene Ontology annotation, molecular function: DNA-binding transcription factor activity, RNA polymerase II-specific; zinc ion binding.
AUGAUGGAUCCGCCUUGUCUGACGUGUCGAAUGCGCAAGAAAGCAUGUGAUCGAGCAAAGCCACAGUGCAAAACUUGUAUCAAAGCCAACCGCCAAUGCGGAGGCUAUGCUUCACGAGAGAACGCUGUUUUCGUCAACCUGAACUCUCGCAGCAUUGCAAAGCCACUAAAACCGAUAAUUGGGAAGGCUAUCACGUUUGCGAAAAACGCAGAAGUGACCCCUGUAAACAAGCAUGACAAUGACUAUACCGUAUCGCUACGCAUCCUUGAUUUACCCUCUGGAGAUUUUCAAAACCACUUCACCAUGCUAUGGAGAAAAUUUCACGUUAAGUACGGCCGGACUCCAGACGUGUGGAGUGCAGGUGUUGCGAAGCUUGGCCUUCAGAAUCGUGCGCUUGAUAUGGCUCUGAUUUCGCUCGCAACAAUGCGCAUGUCGAUUUCCGAGUGCAGUAACGAGUAUCGGGUUUUUAGUCUCUCAGCAUAUAGCACGAGCUUACAAAUUUUCCGCCGGCUCCUACAAGACAAUAAGAAUGGAAGAAGCCGCUCUCAUCUUGUUGUCACAUCGUUGAUAUUCACGCUAUUUGAGGGUGCCCAGCAAGCGCCUACGAAAAUUUAUGACUCCGGUUGGGCUGGGCACCUGAAAGGUACCCUCGCUCUUAUGCAGGGACAAGCACCGGAAUCUUUCCGGGGGGCUGGUUUACUGUCAGUCUUCAGAAGAAUCCGCGAAAUGGCUGUUCACUUUGCACUGUCGAACAGAGAAACUACAUUUCUUGCCCGCCCGGAAUGGAUGUCGCUCCCAUGGGGCGAAUUUUUAAAAACGCCGCGCGAUCAAUUGCACGACAUCGCUGUCAAUUUGACAGCCGUGUACGCAUUUCUCCCAGAAGAUCCUAGCGCGGGGGUUUUAGAUGGCAUAAAACUCACCAAUUUCCGGCUUCUCUGUCGUCAGUUGUACGCGCGGUUGAUAGAGUGGCAAGCAGCUCAUCUGAAAAUGAACAUACUCAAUUCAUGGGAGAAUGGCAGCGGCGAAAGUUUGGAUAAAGAAAUCGAGCUCUUCUAUCCAUUGCAGGGCUUCUUUCCAAAGGAAGAGUUCACAUUUCUCGCUGCUGAAUUCAUAGCUCUAUCGUUAUUACUCACGUUAGCAGAACUGAAGAUCUUGCGAGGUAUAUACCUACUAUCUCUAGAGGGACCUAUGGGAAUCGAAGCAAACCAACUGGAAAGUCUGUUAAAUGAAUGUGGUUUCCUUGAAAGUAAACUACGUGAAGUUUUGUGCUUACCAUGCUUUGGCCAGGCUGUUGCGGAACUUCCUGGUCUCACUGAGGGGCGAUGCCGUUCUUUACUGCCAACAUGGGCAUUAGCGCAGUGCUCUCCUAUGGCGGAGAAUGGCCAGAUAGCAUGGUGGGAUACGUUGGCUCUUCGUCUAAUCUACGGCAUUGGCUGA